This is a messenger RNA of Schistosoma intercalatum, 390 nucleotides long. Lineage: Eukaryota; Metazoa; Platyhelminthes; Trematoda; Strigeidida; Schistosomatidae. The record is from the annotation of a GenBank genome assembly.
AUGUUGAAUCAACCUAGUCAUGAUCGAAAACCUGAUGUAGUUUUGAUGGAUGCUGAUUUUUCUAAUGAUCCUUUACUCUGCAAUGACAUUCUUAAUAAAUGCGAGAAAACUAUUUCAGAAGAAUCAAAUCUUGAUGUUCUACCAAAUAUUAUUUGUCCUCAUAAUGCAUUUGUUUCUUGUGUGAAACUUGUUCGGUGCGAAGCACAAAUACUAAAUGAGCUCGAUUUUGAUUACAAUUCGGAUGAUUUCAUAUCAACUGCUGUUUAUCCUUAUCACAAAGUCACUUCUGAUGUUUACUCUAGUCAAUGUGUGAAAAAUGUUUUAAAUGAAGUCACAUCAUUCAUAACUUGGGGAUAUAAAGAUCCAAAAUUAUUUCGUGUGCGAGGAUAG